AUGGAUGGUGAGGAGAGCUUUGUGGCUCUAAUGCAUUGCUAUGGAAAAAUUCAAAAAAGCAAAAGGCACGGUGUAAAAUUUAUGGAUAGGGAAUUACUUAGUAUUUUUAUCCGGUCGUCGAGCACGUUGGCAGAGAUAAAACACAACAUAUUACAGAAGCUCGGUGUAUGUAGGACAAAGUGGGUAAAAAAAUUGUUCUACAAAAUUUCCAUUGCCAAUGUGAAGUAUGAGACCUUUGUGAUAGGGUCCGAUGAAGACAUGCAGGUCUUGUUUCACUGUCAGUGGAUUUUUCCGGAUGUUAGAAUACCCGAGCUACUUGCGAAGUUGGAAGAUGGUGUCGAAAGCUCCGGGUCAUCGGCGCCGAAUCCUCAGUCGACGAGGAUGGGUGGUGCCUUGACAUCGAUGACUGUGGUAGCACCUUCAGGUCCGAUCCCUGAUCCUCCACGUGUUGGGGCUGGUACUGAUGGUAUGCCUCAUGGUGUUCCUGAUUUUGAAGUUGAGGCCGGACCGAAUCGAGUUGAGAAUGCGAUGCGGGAUGAUGAUUCGGACGAUGAGCCAGUUGAUAUUGGUGGGGACAGUGAUGAUGAUAUUCCGAGCAAUUCACAUACACCCCACGGAGCUUCGGGUUCCGGCACAGAACAAUAUCUUCCACACUUGUCAACCUUGAACUUGGAAGCUGUCGGCCAACAGCGGAACGUAGAGGCAACCUUCACGAGGCAAGGUCUGCAUGAUGCGACUGCUUUGACGGAAUUUCAGAUUGGUCAAUCUUUCCAGAAUAAGGAGGAAGUUGUGCUGAGUGUAAAAGAUUACAACAUCUGGCGUGGAGUUGCGUACAGCCUGAUGGAGUCAGAACAUCUCAAAUACCACGAAAUAUGCAAAGAGUUUGGAAAAUGGUGCAUGUAG
Molecule: messenger RNA, 903 nt
Organism: Arachis duranensis
Lineage: Eukaryota; Viridiplantae; Streptophyta; Magnoliopsida; Fabales; Fabaceae
Exons: 1
Coding region: 1-903 (300 amino acids)
Source: RefSeq, a predicted model, not a curated record